AUGAAAAAUAUACUUGGUAGCCAUAUCCAUGACAACAAAAACUCUAUCCAUGCAUUAAAAAGUGUAUGUGCCCAAUCAAAAUCAGAAUGCUAUAAGGCAAAGGCAGCCCUUGAAAAUCAAGAUCAACCUGUUGGCGUGCGUAUUGAAACAGCCGUAAACAUUUUGAGUAAUGUCAUUGCGUAUGUCGAUGGAAUAGCACAAAAGCGACGCUUAGAGGAUCCAUUAUCCGAUUUCGAAUUUGCUGAGCAACAAGUGGACAAAAACGGACACAUACCAUGGAAAGCUCAAUUCCAACAGUGGAAAAUACUGGGCCGCUUUGAGCAGUAUAAGUCGUACAAAAGUGCUCAAAGUGCUUAUCACCGCGCUAUGAAAAAGCAAAAGCAAAAGCAAAAGCAAACUGAACAACAACAGAGAACACCUGUAGUAGCGUCCUCAUCACCAUCACCUUCCGGAGCAAGACAGUCAUCAUUUUAA
Molecule: messenger RNA, 474 nt
Organism: Mucor velutinosus
Lineage: Eukaryota; Fungi; Mucoromycota; Mucoromycetes; Mucorales; Mucoraceae
Product: Serine/threonine kinase
Exons: 1
Coding region: 1-474 (157 amino acids)
Source: RefSeq, a predicted model, not a curated record